This is a messenger RNA of Loxodonta africana (African savanna elephant), 5199 nucleotides long. RefSeq names its product INSC spindle orientation adaptor protein (gene INSC). The transcript has 11 exons. Gene Ontology annotation, cellular component: apical cortex. Lineage: Eukaryota; Metazoa; Chordata; Mammalia; Proboscidea; Elephantidae. The coding region runs from base 3281 to 4753 and encodes 490 amino acids. Gene Ontology annotation, biological process: regulation of asymmetric cell division; establishment of mitotic spindle orientation; apical protein localization. The record is from RefSeq and is a predicted model, not a curated record. Gene Ontology annotation, molecular function: cytoskeletal adaptor activity; protein binding.
CCAUAUUGCUCAACUCCUCCUUCCAAGAGGAAGGAUACUCCCUGUUUGAGGUUACCAUGUGCCAAGCACAAUAUCAGGGACUUUUGCAACUGAUCUCGUUAAAUUCUCAUGAAACUCCUGGGAGGUAAGUAUAAUCAAGGAAUCCAGGUUCAGGGAGGGUUGGAGAUUUUCCGAAGCUCAUGUGCUAAUCAAGGGUAAAGUCAAGAUUUAAAUCCAGGUUUAUCCAGCUCAUGGGCAAGGGGAUUACGUUGAAUCCACUUCUGGUUUCCGAACAUGCUGUGUAGCAUUGGAGGGGUUUUCCCCUGGGUCUCUGCUAAAUAGGAAGCGUCAGACUUAGGGCAACGGGUGGGGUGGCUGCAAGGACAGCUGACUGAAACUGUAGCUUUGCCAUAGGAUCUUGCCUGCGGGGUGCACCCUUGAAACACAUCUCUCUGUAAAGCUAGUGACAGCCUGAGGCUUUAACUGGCAAUGUGGCAUUUUCUCUCCUGUCCCUUUUAGGGCCCAGAACUAUGUCCAUAGAGCUGUCACAAAAAGGACCAAUGAAUGAAGAACAAGAGAGAAAUGUCCCCACUGUCUGUCCCCCUCCUCCUACUGGGUUCAGCCAUUUGAGUGCAGUGUUUGCUCUUUGCUUCUUUUUUUGGUAGGGCUGUUGCCCCAUGCAUUGAGGGCUGGAGGGCUCACAGCCUGGGAGGUGGGAGCAGUGGGAGGUGCUGCUGAGAGGGAAGAGUGACAGGGUGAGAGUUGAGUGUUGCCACCUGGCAAUGAUUCAGCAGUUCAGUGAUCAAAGACCCAGAUUUUUUUCUCCAUGUGCCAGCUUUGUUCUCCAGCUAGGUCCUCGCCUGAUCAUAAAAUGGUUGCCAGCAGCACUAAGUGGCAUGCUGCCUUGUUCAGGACCAACGGGAGAGAUGCUGUUUCACCUUGGGGUUCUCUUUUAGGAGAAAGAAAACUUUUCCUAGAAGUACUCCUGUCAUAUCUCAUUGGCCCAAAUUGAGUCACAUGCCUAAUCCUGAACCAGUCACUGGCAGUUUGGGUGAAAUGAUAUCAUCUGAAGUGGAAUGAAUUUGAGGAAGCAACCACAAUGCACACUAUUAUGUCACAUUUUCCAAGAAAACCUCAGGCAUAAUCAAAGUGAAUGACCCAGUGCUAUGGGGGUAGAUAGCUAGGAAAUUAGGAUGCAGAGUUGCCAGAUGUAGCAAGUAGUACAGAACGCCCAGUUUAAUCUGAAUCCAGGUCAGCCACAUGUACUUUUUUAGUGUGUCACAAGCAAUAUUUCCUGGCCCGUGUGUACCAAAUAUUUAGUAUAUUUAAGCAAAAAAAAUAUUCAUUGUUUAUCUGAAAUUCACAUUUAACUGGAUGUCCUACAUUUUAUUAGGAUGGCAUGAAGGAAAGUGUACAGGGUCUGGCAUAAAACUGACCCAAGUUUGCAUACUGAAUCUGCCACUUACCAGUGAUGAAGCGCUUUAACUGCUCUAGGUCUCAGUGUUCCUGUCUUUCAAAUGGGCAUGAUGAUACCUUAUUGAGUUAAUAUAUGGAUUAAACAAAAUUUAAAGGGACACUGCAUGUUAAAUUCAAUUAAAUGAGAUAAUGCAGGACUUAGCAUAUGUCUGCCAUACAACACUUAAUAACUCUGAGCCAUUUUUAUGUUAACUAUAUGGCAUAUAUUAGGUCUUAAGUAAAUACUAGUUCAUUUCUGCUACCUACCAUUCUUGCCAGUACACUUAACUGUGCUCGUGAGGAACCUUUACAUAGAUCGAUAGGUGGUUGUUCAGACAGAACAAGGGGAUACUGAUUGGUUUAAAGCCAGGAAAGGUGUGCGUCAGGGUUGUAUUCUUUCACUAUACCUAUUCAAUCUGCAUGCUGAGCAAAUAAUCCGAGAAGCUGGACUAUAUGAAGAAGAACAGGGCAUCAGGAUUGGAGGAAGGCUCAUUAACAACCUGUGUUAUGCAGAUGACACAACCUUUCUUACUGAAAGUGAAGAGGGGACUUGAAGCACUUACUAAUGAAGAUCAAAGACCACACCCUUCAGUAUGGAUUGCACCUCAACAUAAAGAAAACAAAAAUCCUCACAACUGGACCAAUGAGCAACAUCAUGAUAAAUGGAGAAAAGAUUGAAGUUGUCAAGGAUUUCAUUUUACUUGAAUCCACAAUCAACAGCCAUGGAAGCAGCAGUCAAGAAAUCAAAAGACACAUUGCGUUGGGUAAAUCUGCUGCAAAGGACCUCUUUAAAGUGUUGAAGAGCAAAGAUGUUACCCUGAAGACUAAGGUGCGCCUGACCCAAGCCAUAGUAUUUUCAAUCGCAUCGUAUGCAUGGGAAAGCUGGACAAUGAAUAAUGAAGACCGAAGAAGGAUCGACACCUUUAAAUUGUGGUGUUGGCGAAGAAUAUUGAAUAUACCAUGGACUGCCAAAAGAACGAACAAAUCUGUCUUGGAAGAAGUGCGGCCAGAAUGUUCCUUAGAGACAAGGAUGGCGAGACUGUGUCUUACAUACUUUGGACAUGUUGUCAGGAGGGAUCAUUCCCUGGAGAAGGACCUCAUGCUUGGCAGAGUACAGGUUCAGCAGAAAAGAGGGAGACCUUCAACAAGGUGGUUGACACAGGGGCUGCAACAAUGAGCUCAAGCAUAACAAUGAUUGUAAGGAUGGCUCAGGACCGGGCAGUGUUUCGUUCUGUUGUGCAUAGGGUCGCUAUGAGUCAGAACCGACUCAAUGGCACCUAACAACAACAACAACAACAACCAUUCUUGCACAAAGCCUUUGCCCAUUGUGAAUAUCUUCUAGUUUCUAUUAAUAAAUACUUGGCUUUGUGGGCAGAUAAGUGGGUGUUCUCACAGUAACAAAAAGUAGGGGUGGCAAUGGGGGGCAGGAGAAGGCAUUCAGAGCCAGAGAUGGGGUUGGUACUGGCUGGAGAAGCUCUGGAGGGUGGCCUAGUGGCAGUGGAGGUCCUUAGGAAGCCUGGGGCCUAAGGAGAAUGUUUGCAGUGGUUUCCAGAAAUGGAUCUGGCAAAUGUUUGUCAAUGGGACAUAAGAUUGUAGGGGUUUGUAGUGGAUUAGGAUCUAGAACCGAUAUCAAAUCUGAGUCCUGCCUUACUUGUGUGAGCACUGUGCAGUGUAAGCUGGUUUAAAAAGGAGAGCAGGGCUGGAAAGACUUUCCUCUCCACCCACCUUGGCUCCUUGUGGCUUGGAGCCAUGUGAGAUCUCUCAGAGCCCUCCCUGACCACGUCCUGCCAUCUCUUUCCAGGGCCCCAACUGCUGUGGGCAGGCCUUGCUGCACAUUGGGAUUAACAUGAUGGCACUGCCUGGAGGCCGCCACCUGGACUCCAUCACCCUGCCGGGUCAGCGGCUGCACCUGAUGCAGGUGGACUCAGUCCGGCGCUGGAUGGAGGACCUGAAGCUCAUGACUGAGUGUGAGUGCAUGUGCGUCCUGCAGGCAAAGCCCAUCAGCCUGGAGGAGGAUGUGCAGGGUGACCUCAUCCUGGCAGGUGGCCCCAGCCCUGCAGACCCCCUGCAGCUGCUGCUCAAGCGGGGCUGGGUCAUCAGCACCGAGCUGCGCAGGAUCGGGCAAAAGCUGGCCCAGGACCGCUGGGCACGCAUGCACAGCAUGAGUGUGCGUCUCACCUGCCACGCCCGCUCCAUGGUCAGCGAGUACAGUGCCAUCAGCAAGAGCACCUCGCAGGAGAUGGGCCAGAUUGAGAAGCUGCUAAUGGAGAAAUGCUCCGAGCUCUCAGCACUCACAGAAAGGUGCCUCCAGGUGGAGAACGAGCAUGUCCUGAAGUCGAUGAAGGCCUGCGUGAGUGAGACCUUGAGCACUCUGGGCCAGCAUUUUGGCCAGCUGCUGGAGCUGGCCCUGACCCGGGAGGUGCAGGCACUGGUAAGGAAAAUUGAUGCUUCGGACAAUAUCUACACCAUGGAGUCCACCACAGGGAACCUUUUCAGCCUGACACAGGAGGGGGCACCCUUGUGCCGCAUAAUAGCCAAGGUGGAUGGUGUUCUGUGCUUGGCUGACAUCCUGACUGACGAUAGCCACCCAGAGGCCACACGGGCUGAGGCUGCGGCUGUGGUUGCCCAGGUCACAUCCCCACACCUGCCCUUCACCCAGCACCUCAGCAGCUUCCUGGAAAGCAUGGAGGAGAUCGUGACAGCCCUCAUCAAACUGUGCCAAGAGGCCUCAUCUGGAGAAGUCUUCCUGCUGGCUUCUGCGGCCCUUGCCAACAUCACCUUUUUUGACACAACGGCCUGUGAGAUGCUCCUGCAACUGAAUGCCAUCCGAGUCCUCCUAGAAGCCUGCAGUGACAAGCAGAGAGUGGACACGCCUUACACCCGUGACCAAAUAGUGACCAUCUUGGCAAACAUGUCUGUCCUGGAGCAGUGUGCCUCUGACAUCAUUCAGGAGAAUGGGGUCCAGCUUAUCAUGGGCAUGCUGUCUGAGAAGCCAAGGUCUGGAAACCCUGCCGAAGUGGCGGCAUGUGAGCGAGUCCAGCAGAAAGCUGCAGUGACCCUGGCUCGUCUCAGCCGAGACCCAGAUGUGGCACGAGAGGCUGUGCGGCUUAGCUGUAUGUCCCGCCUCAUCGAGCUCUGCCGGUCCCCAUCAGAGAGGAACAGCAGUGAUGCCGUGCUUGUGGCCUGCCUGGCUGCUCUGCGCAGACUGGCUGGGGUCUGCCCCGAAGGCCUCCAGGACUCUGACUUUCAGCAGCUGGUACAGCCCCGGCUUGUAGACUCCUUCUUACUCUGCAGCAACAUGGAGGAGAGUUUUGUGUAGCAAGUGUGGGAGGGGAAAGGCACCGGACCCAGUUCUGAUGCCUCCUCAGAGUACACGCCUGUGAAACAGCCCUCACCUUUUUAUUUAUGUUUAAUUUAUUUUUCCUUGGAAUGGACAGAGGGCUCAAUCUUAUAGUAGUGUCAUCAGACAGCCUGUGGUCUUUGGGAGUCUUAUCUGUGUUUAUUUUUUGACUUCUGUGAUUUUUCAGAUGCAGAUGUUGAAAUGCAUAAUGGCUAAUAUGACGGAUUGUCAUGGAUGAUUGCACUUCAUCUGGCUUUCUCUACUCUCAUUAUAUAACCUUGCCUUGUUUUUGUACUUUGGAACCACAGUAUUUUAACUGCCUAGCAGUUAGUUCUUUUUUUUUUUUUUUAAAGUUAGUUUUGCCCUUUCCAAAAGUCUUAUGUUUAAAAUGAAUUUCAUAGUUGAACAGGAUAUACUGGAGAGAA